Ctenocephalides felis (cat flea) is the source of this 492-nucleotide messenger RNA. RefSeq names its product TATA-binding protein-associated factor 2N-like. NCBI's taxonomy places the organism in Eukaryota, Metazoa, Arthropoda, Insecta, Siphonaptera, Pulicidae. The coding region runs from base 1 to 492 and encodes 163 amino acids. The record is from RefSeq and is a predicted model, not a curated record. The transcript has 2 exons.
AUGAUUUCAGAGAUUGUAGUUGAAAUGGUUUUCAAGGAAAUUAAAGUGUCGGAUGCUCAGUCCACAGACGAUGCGAGUUGGGGCGGCUGCAGAGGAAACAGCCGCGGCGGCAUAGGAAACAACCGCGGCGGCAUAGGAAACAACCGCGGCGGCGUAGAAAACAACCGCGGCGGCGUAGAAAACAACCGCGGCGGCGUAGAAAACAACCGCGGCGGCGUAGAAAACAACCGCUGCGGUAGAGGAAACAACGGCGGCGGUAGAGGAAACACUCGUGGCGGUAGAGGACACAACGGCGGCGGUAGAGGAAACGACGGCGGCGGUAGAGGAAACAACGGCGGCGGUAGAGGAAACAACAGCGGCGGUCGCGUAAACAGACGCGGUGGCCACGGAAAUUACCGCGGAGACAAACGCGGCGGCCGCGGAAGCAACCACGGUGGGCAAAGAAACCAUCGCGGCGGCCAGGAUAGGAACUCCAAUUCCAAUGGUAAAUAA